AUGAAGUUAAGACACUCGCUUAUUGGUGAAUAUGAAAAAGCCCAAUUAUUAAGAGAAGAUAUUUCAGUUUCUGAACAAGCCCAACAAGUUUUAGAAGAAGUCAAUAAAGUUCAAUCGCAAAUCUUACAGCAAUUACAAGCCAUUCAGAAAGAAUUAAAAACUAAUCUCUCUGAAGUAGAAUCAGCCUUACCUCCCUCAACCCCACCUCCAAAACCUUCGACUACCACUGCCAUCGAAGUUAUUAAGAAGCAUAGUAAACAUGAGGCUCAACAAAAUCCUACUCCUACCAAUAAAAAGGCUACUCAAUUAGCCCAAAAGCAAGUUCAGGAAGAAGCAAAAGAAAUUAAAAAAGCUGAGCAAACCCUCUGUCAAGCCCAAGAAGAAUUAUUUUUCUUAGAAAAAAAGCAAGAACUUGAAGAAGCCUUAGAAGAAAAGGAAAAGAACUCAAAGAAAAUCAAUCUGAAGAAAUUAACCUCUAAUGAUAACAAAUUCAAGCCCAAUCUCAACAAGCUUUAG
Funneliformis mosseae is the source of this 516-nucleotide messenger RNA. The record is from the annotation of a GenBank genome assembly. NCBI's taxonomy places the organism in Eukaryota, Fungi, Glomeromycota, Glomeromycetes, Glomerales, Glomeraceae.